GCUUGCGUCGUGUUCGGCUCGGGGCGCAGCCAGUGGAGCGACAGCUUCACACCGGCCCACAAGCGCGGCUCGCAGCUCCACCGAACGUUACGGCGGCGCGAUGCCUCCUUGCUCCUCGGACGAAGACGCCGAAGCCUCCGCCUAUCGCACCAGCCAGCGUCGUUGGCGCUCCUUCAAAGCCUGAAGAAAUUUCUCGUGCCGAGCUCCCCGCAACUUAUUCUCUUACGAACGUUGAAGACAAAGCUUCGAACGCCUGGAAUUGAAUCUUUGAAUGGUACACCUCCCGGACUCUGCACUGCUCUUACACUUUGGUAGUGUAUAGGAAUAAGCUCGACCGGAUAAUUAACGGAAAAAUUCAUUUCGCGUCGUCGGACCUGUCGAGACAGUCACGAUUUCCUAAGCGCUUUGCGAUUGCAAACUUUAACUGAAAAGUCGUCCAUCGCAGCUUCUCGAAGCCAAAUAAGAACGACAACUGGGGUAGAAACACACAGAGUGGCUCCUGCUGGAACAACUUCCUUGAAGACAGAGGUGACACCGUGUCUAUCGUUUUGGGACAACAGUAUUUUUGAAGCCCGCCCCUCUGUCUUCCCGCUUUUCCUCGUUAUCGUGCGUGAGCGUUGGCUCUUGUCACCAACACCGGAUGAAAGACGAACAGUCGAGACCGGUGCCGUGAAUCGUGCGGUCGCUUGGGACGCAAGACUUUUGGGCUGCUUUUGCGUCGUUUGAGCCGAUGAACAGGGCGUGAGCCGUCCUCUCUAAGCGCGUUGGUCGUAUCACUUCGGUGCCGAGUUUGAUAAAGUGCCUGCUGGCGCAUGAGGCGGUGAUAUCACUUCCUGACGAAAAACGCAGCCGUGUUUUGCUGCGUGCGUGCUUGUGAAAGGCCUCCCUCUUUGCACAACGGAUUAUGUCCGUCACGAAAUCGUUCUGGUGGCUGCUGUGCUGGACGUUAAGCUGCCUGUCACUACAAGGCGUUCGUUGCGUGGCCAUCUGGAAGUUAUCAGUGCCUCGCUGGGUCCAGAACGGCACUGAGGAUCCCGUAUUGCUUGACUGCGAGUACGUGUACAAUGAGCACGAUGUGCGCCUGGUGGUCAAGUGGUUCUUCAACAACCUCUCGGAACCGGUGUACCAGUGGAUACCGGAGCUGAACUCGCGUCAAACGAGCGGGAUCCUCACCGGCCGGCUCGACGACUCGUACACGGUCGGUGGCCCCCGAGACUCGCAGUACCGGGCGCUGCGAAUCAUCCGGCCCACGACCGAGAUGAGUGGUCUCUACACGUGCGUCGUCUCGUCCCUGGCUGGCACUGAUUCGCGGAAGCAGUCUAUGAUGGUCUAUGUGCCAGCGAAAAACUUCACUCUCACAUAUGUGACCACACCAGCGCCGGCAGCACCUCCUGCAGCCGCGUCAUCCCUUGGCACCGCCGCACGUGCACGUGUGGGUGUUCUCGCUGAUACCGCUUCCACUGGGCCGGGUACGAGUCCGGGCAGCUUCAGUGGCAGUGGUACGAUGGUGGAGGUGCACUGCGGCGCCUUGGGGCUGCACCCGCGUCCCACUCUGCGGCUCUUCAGCAUCACACCGGACAUGCGCCGCACCGAGGUACAGCGCGGAAGACCCCGAACACGCAAGACAAAUGGCACGUACGACAUCGAGCUGUCGCGCUCGUUCAGCGCCGAGCAGUUGCCGCAGUCGGUGACAUUCGAAUGCGUGCUCGAGAUACCGGGCACCGACUACGAGGUGCGUCGUAGGACAGUCUACAGUCCUGGUUAUCUUUAUUUAACAGGUGGUUCAACGGAGAUCACCGCAAGAAAGAGCUUACUGGUCGUGGUUUUGGCCCUCACGCUUUUGAAGAACACUUGCACAUCUACGAGUUGAAGACUAGUCCCAGGUUUAUUGAAGAAACUGUGCCAGAAGCUUGAAGGACGCCUAGUCAGACGUUCAAAGUUUUUGUAAUUAAGAUGUACAAACGCACAUAUAUUUGUAAUUAUCUGGUAUGGUUUAUCGAAGGACAGUUACAUAAGGCAGAAAACUGGCCAACAGUUACGGCUUUGUUUCGCCCACAUUCCUUUAAGAGGAAGUCCCGCAAUACUUGUGGCUUUCCUUUGUUGUUAUCGUCCAUUUGCUGUGAUGAACUAUGUUUUUUGUUGAUGCCCCACUACACGUUUAAUAGUUCCGCCUUGUGUAGUAAACCAUUCGUUUGAAUGCCAAAGAUAAUAUACUUCCUUUUUAUGGCUGCUUAGAUAUAUGGACUACUCUAUGCUAACCUGAAGCAAAGACCAAAAGCGUGUACCAAACAUGAAUGCAACGGCUGUUUCUGUGAGCGCGUAUCUGUUGGAGGACAUCGAUGGACUAUUUCGACGAAUGGACAUGUCGCUGGACAAAGCAUGCAGUGCCGAAUUUGAAGGCCCGGGUGUCUUGCAGAAAUAUCGCGAUCCGCGACAAAUGAAUAAAAAAUAUUUUUAUGAAACCAA
Messenger RNA from Rhipicephalus microplus (southern cattle tick), 2466 nucleotides. RefSeq lists its product as uncharacterized. The record is from RefSeq and is a predicted model, not a curated record. NCBI's taxonomy places the organism in Eukaryota, Metazoa, Arthropoda, Arachnida, Ixodida, Ixodidae.